Molecule: messenger RNA, 1605 nt
Organism: Scheffersomyces stipitis CBS 6054
Lineage: Eukaryota; Fungi; Ascomycota; Pichiomycetes; Serinales; Debaryomycetaceae
Exons: 1
Coding region: 1-1605 (534 amino acids)
Source: RefSeq, a predicted model, not a curated record
AUGCUGGACCAUUUCGAAUUUCAUGUUACCAAUGACUAUGACAAAUUACUUGCUAUGUAUUCCAUGUGUGGAUCUGAAUGGAGCGGCAAGUUGACCCCAGAAGAAUUUGGUGAAGUGGAGUCUAAAUCACAUUUGGAUUUCUUAAAUAGUGGAGGCGAAAUUCAAGGUUUCUAUUUGGAAGACUCUUCGAAUGGGAAUGUAGUUGCCACGACAGUUGUCAAGAGAAUGAAGGGAUUUUAUAAGGCAGUUGAUAAAUCAAAUGCUAUCUCUUCUAUUCCGGAUCCAACAUUAAUAGGUGUGAAGAAUAUAAGUUUAUUGUUGAUAGCGUAUGUUUUCACCCAUAGAGACUACAGGAAAAGGGGUUUGGCCCAAAGUGUAGUUUCUCAAGCAAUUUGUCACACUGAAAGUCAGAUCAUUAAAGAGAAAAUUAAUGAAAGUAACGACGAAAAAGGUAGCUUCAAGAAUAUGGUAGUUACUGACGGUGAAAUUGAUGAGGAAUUGGCCAAUUACUACCUAAGCAAGGAGUACUUUUGGUAUUUGUAUUCUGGGGCAGGCCUCUUCUACGAAAAGUUUGGAUUUAAGGCAUUUCCAUUAGACUUCUACAAGGUUCCAUCCAGUUCACUCACAGUUUCUCGAGUGGAACUAAUUGAACAAUUGGUAGACUCUUCUCCAAUGAAUCAAUCAGGAAAGAGCUUAAAAUGGCUCAGAGGAAGCAAUGUUCAAGAUCAAGAGUUGAUCAAGUUCAUUCUUCAAAGCAAGGAGUUAGAGAUUGUAACUGAGCUCAACAAGUCGAUUUUUCAUCUGGAAUUGCAGGGAAAUCAGAAAUCUUCUUCUUCGUUGACUAGCAUGUCGAGUCUUUUGCAUAUGACAAAAGCAGAUUCAGAAAAUGUGUUGCACUCUAUCACUGAAGUAGGCAGUAAAGUGUCAGAGAAAAGUGGAACAAGAAGGCGAUCUUCAGUACAUCAUUUUUCAACUCCUAAGAUUGCUGUCAAACCAGAUUAUAGAAUUCUCCAAAGAAAUGUUGCAUCAGAAACAGCUGCAGCCUCUAAAGCUACCAACCAAGACACGGCACUUGCGUUUACGGAUAUACAAGGCGCUAUACUUACAAAUGAAUUACAGCAAAAGUCCUAUUAUAUUAUAUGGAAUUCACUAACAAUUGGACGCUUGUAUGUUCUAAGUGUGGGUGAAUUAAAAUUUGAACCAUAUUCGAGUGCUGGAAUUCUUCCAGGUCGUCGUCGGAGGUCUUCUUUCACUGGAUUAAACGAACUUGGUGGCUAUAACUUUCAAGACUUAGACAUAUUGCUCUCCAUAGCCAACUAUGUUGGGCAAAAAAGAGAAUUAGCAGACCCUACCGGUAUUUAUGUGUCUAUCAACGAUUUGCCAACAAACAUACCCACGGAAUUAUUAUAUGAUUACCUUAAUAGUUAUUUAGGUUCAGCAUCUGAUGCUUCCCGAAAAGAACAGUCUCUGGAAGAAGAAAGAACAUCACUUGUUCCUGGUGGAUCUCAACUGUUAGGAGUUUUGCCAAUGUUGAAAAUCUUUGGCAAGAAAACACCUGAAUUCGAUUUGGAUUGGAUUGCUAGCGGCAUGUGGUCCUGGGGUUAG